Molecule: messenger RNA, 6934 nt
Organism: Silurus meridionalis
Lineage: Eukaryota; Metazoa; Chordata; Actinopteri; Siluriformes; Siluridae
Product: alpha-2-macroglobulin-like
Exons: 39
Coding region: 1-6825 (2274 amino acids)
Cellular component (GO): extracellular region
Molecular function (GO): endopeptidase inhibitor activity
Source: RefSeq, a predicted model, not a curated record
AUGAAGACGCUGAGGUUUUGGCUGAACGCUGAACGAGUGUGCUUUCUUACAGAGGACCACUUAUAUGGGCAUCAUAUGGGAUUCGCCCAGUAUGCACGGGCAGCUUACCUCUUACGACACAAUGUGAAUCCACCAGACUCUGGUAAAAACAAAAACAAAAAUCCCACUGACUCUGGGAAAGACAAUAGCAAGCACCCACCUGACUCUGGUAACAACAAGGACAAAACUCCCCCUGACUCUGGUAAAGACAAGGCCAAGAAUAUCCCUGCUUCUGGAAAAGACAAGGCCAAGAAUAUCCCUGACUCUGGAAAAGAAAAAGACAAAAAUCCCCCUGACUCUGGUAAAGACAAGGACAAGCAUCCCCCUAAAUCUGGUAAAGACAAGGACAAGAAUCCCACUGACUCUGGUAAAGACAAGGACAAGCAUCCCCCUGAAUCUGGUAAAGACAAGGACAAGCAUCCCCCUGGAUCCGGUAAAGACAAGGAAGAACAUCCCUCUGACUCUGGUAAAGACAAGGACAAGAAUUCCCCUGGAUCUGGUAAAGACAAGGAUAAGCAUCCCCCUGACUCUGGUAAAGACAAAGACAAGCAUCCCCCUGAUUCUAGUAAAGACAAGGACAAGAAUCCCCCUGGAUCGGGUAAAGACAAGGACAAGCAUCCCCCUGACUCUGGUAAAGACAAAGACAAGCAUCCCCAUGACUCUGGUAAAAACAAGGACAAGCAUCCCCCUGACUCUGGUAAAGACAAAGACAAGCAUCCCCCUGACUCUGGUAAAGACAAGGACAAGCAUCCCCCUGACUCUGGUAAAGACAAAGACAAGCAUCCCCCUACCACUGGUAAAGACAAGGACAAGCAUCCCCCUGACUCUGAUAAAGACAAGAACAAGAAUUCCCCUGGAUCUGGUAAAGACAAGGUCAGGCAUCCCUCUGACUCGGGUAAAGACAAGGACAAGCAUCCCCCUGACUCUGGUAAAGACAAGGACAAGCAUUCCCCUGGAUCCGGUAAAGACAAGGAAGAACAUCCCUCUGACUCUGUUAAAGACAAAGACAAGAAUCACUCUGAUUCUGGUAAAGACAAGGAUAAGCAUCCCCCUGACUCUGGUAAAGACAAAGACAAGCAUCCCCCUGACUCUGGUAAAGACAAGGACAAGCAUCCCCCUGGAUCUGGUAAAGACAAAGACAAGCAUCCCCCUGGAUCUGGUAAAGACAAGGACAAGCAUCCCCCUGACUCUGGUAAAGACAAGGACAAGCAUCCCUCUGACUCUGGUAAAGACAAAGACAAGGAUCCCCCUGGAUCCGGUAAAGACAAGGACAAGCAUCCCCCUGGAUCUGGUAAAGACAAGGACAAGCAUCCCCCUGGAUCUGGUAAAGACAAGGACAAGCAUCCCUCUGACUCUGGUAAAGACAAGGACAAGAAUCCCCCUGGAUCCGGUAAAGACAAGGACAAGCAUCCCCCUGACUCUGGUAAAGACAAGGACAAGCACCCCCCUGACUCUGGUAAAGACAAGGACAAGAAUCCCCCUGGAUCCGGUAAAGACAAGGACAAGCAUCCCCUGACUCUGGUAAAGACAAGGACAAGCAUCCCCAUGACUCUGGUAAAACAAGGACAAGCAUCCCCUGACUCUGGUAAAGACAAAGACAAGCAUCCCCCUGACUCUGACAAGGACAAGCAUCCCCCUGACUCUGAUAAAGACAAGAACAAGAAUUCCCCUGGAUCUGGUAAAGACAAGGUCAGGCAUCCCUCUGACUCGGGUAAAGACAAGGACAAGCAUCCCCUGACUCUGGUAAAGACAAGGACAAGCAUUCCCUGGAUCCGACAAGGACAAGCAUCCCCUGGAUCUGGUAAAGACAAAGACAAGCAUCCCCAUGACUCUGGUAAAGACAAGGACAAGCAUCCCCUGACUCUGGUAAAGACAAGGACAAGCAUCCCUCUGACUCUGGUAAAGACAAGACAAGGAUCCCCUGGAUCCGGUAAAGACAAGGACAAGCAUCCCCCUGGAUCUGGUAAAGACAAGGACAAGCAUCCCCCUGGAUCUGGUAAAGACAAGGACAAGCAUCCCUCUGACUCUGGUAAAGACAAGGACAAGAAUCCCCCUGGAUCCGGUAAAGACAAGGACAAGCAUCCCCCUGACUCUGGUAAAGACAAGGACAAGCACCCCCCUGACUCUGGUAAAGACAAGGACAAGAAUCCCCCUGGAUCCGGUAAAGACAAGGACAAGCAUCCCCCUGACUCUGGUAAAGACAAGGACAAGCAUCCCCCUGACUCUGGUAAAGACAAGGACAAGAAUCCCCCUGGAUCCGGUAAAGACAAGGACAAGCAUCCCCCUGACUCUGGUACAGACAAGGACAAGAAUCCCCCUGGAUCUGGUAAAGACAAGGACAAGCACCCCCCCAACUCUGGUAAAGACAAGGACAAGAAUCCCCCUGGAUCCGGUAAAGACAAGGACAAGCACCCCCCCAACUCUGGUAAAGACAAGGACAAGAAUCCCCCUGGAUCUAGUAAAGACAAGGACAGGAAUCCUCCUGAAUCUUUUAAAGAUGUUGGAACCGUUUACCUGCUGGCUGUGACCUCUCAGGCUGUAGGGGGCACCACCGAGAUGUUAUGUGUCACCGUCAACCCCAGUGAAACUGUUUCUAUAACCAUAACCCUGGAGUAUAACCAAAACAAUGUCACUAUUCUGACAGAAAUGUCUAUAACUCAACAAUACUACAACUGUAUCCCAUUCCAGGUUCCAGUCGUAACUGUGGAUACGGUGGCAUCGAUUAAGAUUCAGAUUAAAGGGUCAAAAACGACCCUGAACAAUAAAAAAAAUAUCCUCAUCACACCUUCAUCACAUCUGAUCAUCAUUCAGACAGACAAACCCAUCUACAAACCAGGACAAACAGUGAAUUUCCGCAUCGCCUCUCUGGAUACCAAUUUCCUCACCUACGAUCAGAAGUUUCCGACAAUAGAAGUGCAGGACCCAAACUCAAACCGUAUUGGUCAGUGGCUACAAGUCACAACGCUCAACGGUCUGGUGGAUCUCUCAUACCCCAUAAACUCUGAGGCUACAAAAGGAUUUUAUAUCAUUACAAUCUGGGAUGAAAAAAACCAACAGAUCACACAAACGUUCGAAGUCAAGGACUACGUUCUGCCAACAUUUGAAGUUACAGUACAGCUUCCUCCAGUCAUCACCAUCCUGGACACGACCGCCACACUGAAAGUGUGUGCAAAAUAUACAUACGGGAAGCCGGUGAGCAGGACGGUGAAGGCCACCGUCUGCCAUAAGAGUUACAAAUAUGGGAUGUUCACGUCAAGAGCCACAACACCACCAGACAUCUGCAAGACAUAUACAAUAAAGAGUGACAAGUCAGGCUGUGGACUAAAGACCUUAAAUCUUGAAGAAUUUGCAUUAAUUGAUUCACGCUAUGAAGCUUCAAUCGUAGUUCAGUGUGAAGUGGAAGAAGACGGCACCGGAGUGAUUCUAACUGCUUCAGGCAGCUCUUAUAUAACGUCUAACAUCGUCACACUUUCAUUUGAGGAUUCACCAGCGGUCUUUAAGCAAGGAAUUGCAUAUGACGGAAAAAUUAAAGUCCUCGGCCCAGAUGCCAAUCCAGUAAAAAGAAAAGUAGUGCAUCUCACUGCAACUUACGGAAAUAAUAAGAAAUCUGUUCGGAAGCUGAUUACAAGUUCCAAAGGCAUCGCAAAAUUUUCCUUCAACACUGAACCAUGGGGUUCGGAGCAGGUCACUCUUGAGGCACAGUAUGCAACACCCAACAACACGGUUGUAUACAGGGAAAAUCAGCUUACACCCAACUACCCCACCGCCUACCUCUGGCUUCAGCCGUUCUACUCCAAGAGCCGGAGUUUUAUUAAAUUUAAGAGCUGCCCGAAGACUAAUAGCUGUAAUAAAAAAGCUGUGAUUGAGGCUCAGUAUAUGAUACAACACAGUGCACUCAAAAAAGGCCAGAAGACCAUAACCUUCUUCUACAUGGUAAUGAAUAAAGGACAUUUGAUUCAGCAAGGAAAGAUUAAAGAAGAAGUCAAAGCCGGAACAGAGCACCGGGGCACCCUGGUGAUCACUUUGCAGAACAUGCUAAAGAUGACCCCAGUUGCUCAGGUGGUCCUGUACACAAUCCUUCUGAGUGGCGAAGCCGUGGCAGACAGCAUGAACGUUCCUAUUCAGCUGUGUUUGGCUAACAAGGUUUCUCUAACGUUUUCACCAUCUACGGCGCUUCCCGGUGGUCAGACGUCACUGCUGCUGAGUGCAGCUCCAGGUUCGCUAUGUUCAGUGAAGGCAAUAGACCAGAGUCUGCUGCUGCUGCAACCCGAGAAGGAGCUGAGCAUUGAAUCUGUGUUCAACAUGCUGCCUGUACAGACGUUAUCAGGAUAUCCGUACAACGUGUAUGAAGAUGAUUCGAACCCCUGCCUGGGGAGUCCAUUUAUCAAGCAACCUUUAUUUGCACCACAAGGGUCAAAACGAAUUGGCUAUUUUCCACAUUCUGGAACAGUGGAUGUGUACAGCACCUUUAAAGAUAUUGGAGUCAAAAUUCUCACCAAUGCAGACAUAAUGAAACCUUCAGUAUGUGAUUUAUUCCCAGUCCCAGGGAUUGCUUUCAGUGAAGGAGCCGUCUUUCUCGCUAAAGAAGCCUCUACAGCUUCAGCUGACACGACUUCAAGCCAACCAGCGGUUACGAUCCGCAUAUAUUUCCCAGAGACGUGGAUUUGGGAUCUCAUUUCAGUCAGUCAUUCUGGAUCAGUAAGUGUUAGUAAAACGGUCCCAGACUCCAUCACGACGUGGCAGGCCGGGGCCUUUUGUACUUCACCUAUCGGGUUUGGAGUCGCGCCGGGAACCGAGCUCACUGCCUUCCAGCCUUUCUUUGUGAGCCUCACCAUGCCGAGCUCCGUCAUCAGGGGAGAAGAAUUUACACUCAAAGCCACCGUCUUCAACUACCUCCAAAGCUGCAUGAUGGUGAAGGUGACCUUGGCAGACUCGCAACAGUUCUCAGUGCAUCCGUGUACAAACUGCGUUUACACACACUGCCUAUGUGCUGAUGAGAGCUGGACCUUCUCCUGGACCAUCAGUCCACUGGUUCUGGGGGAGGUGAGCAUCAAAGUGACAGCAGAAGCUUUGGACUCAUCGGUUCAGUGUGGAGGAAAUGAAGUUACUGUUCCACAACAAGGACGUAUCGAUACGAUCAUCAAAACGCUGCUUGUGCUGGCUGAAGGAAUCAAACAGUCCAGGAGCUACAAUGAGCUUCUCUGUCCAUCAGGUGUUCUUGAGGAGACGGUCUCACUAAGCCUGCCCAGUGUCUUCGUGGAAGGUUCAGCAACAGCUUCAGUUUCUAUACUGGGAGAUCUGAUGGGUCGAGCCCUACAGAACCUGGACAGUCUCCUGGCGAUGCCAUACGGUUGUGGAGAGCAGAACAUGCUGCGCUUUGCUCCCAACAUCUUCAUCCUGAAGUACCUGGAUAGCACCAACCAGCUCACACCUGCCAUCAGGAGCACAGCUGAGACCUACCUCGUGAGCGGAUACCAGAGAGAACUGACCUACAAACACAAUGAUGGAUCUUACAGUGCGUUUGGGAUGAGUGAUGCAUCAGGAAACACAUGGCUGACAGCGUUCGUGAUGAAGUCUUUCGGGUUCGCGAAGAAUUACAUUUUUGUGGAUCAGGUGUUUGUGGAUCAGGCGAAGAUCUGGCUCGGUCAACAGCAGAAGGCUAAUGGAUGCUUCGCCUCAGUGGGACAACUCUUCCACAGUGAUCUGAAGGGAGGAGUGAAUGAUGAAGUGACACUCACGGCGUACAUCACGGCUGCCAUGCUGGAACUCAAUUAUCCAGUUUCUGAUCCUGUAGUGGCCCACAGUCUGACGUGUCUGACGAACGCCUACACUCAGGUGAACUCCAACUAUGCCAAGGCUCUCCUCUUCUACACCUUCACACUCGCUGGAAAUCAGGCAAUGAGGAACACUCUCAUCUUAAACCUGGAUGCACAGGCCAUAACUUCAGGAGGUGGAAGGCACUGGAGCAGAGAGGAUGAUAUGUUGGUGACGGACUCUUUGGAGGUGGAGAUGACCUCAUAUGUGCUUCUGGCUCUGAUGUCUGGACCCCAAAUGUCCGGGUUUGGUCUGGGUUACAGCUCCAGCAUUGUCCGCUGGAUUUCUCUGCAGCAGAACGCCUUCGGAGGCUUUGCGUCUACACAGGACACUGUGGUGGCUCUCCAGGCUCUGGCAAAAUACAGUCUGGCCACCUUCAGUCCAGCAGGAACUGUUACUGUUACUGUAACAUCACCAUCAGGACAGAUUACCACGUUUAUCAUCAAUCAGAGUAACAGGCUGCUGUAUCAGGAGAGUCAGCUGCAGGAAGUUAAUGGAGAUUACAGGAUCAGAGCAGAAGGUGAAGGCUGUGUGUACGUGCAGUUCACUUUACACUACAACAUCCCUCCUCCACCUGACAGCUCAUCAUUCACCAUUUCGGCCUCAACAUCUGGAGACUGCAAAGUCCAAAAUCCAUCUUUUAAAUUGACCAUUACAGUCAUGUAUAAGGGUCAACGUGUGGAGACCAACAUGGUGGUCAUCGAUGUAAAGCCACUUUCAGGAUUCAGGGUGGACGAGACAUCAUUUUUAUUCCAGGAGAAGAAAGGAGCUGUGAAACGUGUGGAUCAAAUCAAUGGCAAUGCAGUCAUCUACCUGAAUGGACUGACAAAUGGAGAGGUGAAGGUUUACACAAUGACCAUCAUACAGGACAUUCCAGUACAGAACAUGAAACCAGCUGUUGUGAAGGUUUAUGACUACUACGAGAUCGGUGAGACGGCUUCAACUUCCUACACCUCUCCAUGUAUCGUCUGAGAGAUUGCACAUGAACUCAGCAGGGGUCCAACAAGAGCUUGUUUCACAAAUAUAUUUGAAAUAUAAGAGUUUUGCUCUUUUUUUUUUUUUACUUUUUUUUUACUUUGAA